Molecule: messenger RNA, 1432 nt
Organism: Diatraea saccharalis (sugarcane borer)
Lineage: Eukaryota; Metazoa; Arthropoda; Insecta; Lepidoptera; Crambidae
Source: the annotation of a GenBank genome assembly
GCCGUUUUUUUAUUCUCUUAUUGGUCUGUGUUUAUGUCGUUUACGUUACGCGCCGUUUUUUUCUGUUCGCUCGCUUGGUGUGUCUAGCUUGGCUUGGCGUUUUGAUUCAACGAAUAAUUUAAGAAUUCGUAGAAGCCUUCGUGGUAUAUUACCUUGUAAUCUAUCAUUUCUACCUUUUUGACAUCAUUAUACUGCGAAACCAUCAUGCCAGCUAGCAACAUUGAUCUCUACCACAUGCAAGACGCUAGAAAUAAUUUUGACGCCAUGCGACCAGCUCCUGUUUGUGCCGAUGCCAAUCAAUAUAUGGGCCAAUGUCAAAACAUUCACAUAUCAACUAAUUGCUAUUACGGAUACCAUGAUCCCAAACCUGCAGAAAAUGAGGGAACGAUGACUGAUUGUGAAAUGAUGGAAACUGAAGUAUCGCAUUCUAAUACGGCAGCAUCAUCCCAGAUAAACUCCAGAAAGCGUAGUGCUGACGAUGGCGAACAACCUCAUAAGAAGCGUUUCAGAGAAGAAGUACAAACUAUGAAAAAUAUCAAACCUGAGACAAACGAGAUCAAGAAAUUGGAUCAAGAUACUGAAGAUUUAUGGGAGGCCCUAUAUUGGAACACUCAUGGCGGCAGAAUAUUUCAAUUGUUACAGUGUUCAUGAUAUCUAAUUACAUUGUGCAAAUAAUUGAACAUGUGUGAUAUGUUAGAUAAGUGGUGAUGUGGGUUUGUGGGACAAAGACCAAAUUAAUCUAAUUAACUCUAAAUAUAUGGUUGUUUAAGUUUUAAUAUCAUAUGAGUUUUCUAAUAAAAGUACAAAUAGGAAAAGGGAGGUUUUUUAUUUAUAAAAAAAUAUGUAUUUAAUUUUUGUCUUUAUUCAUAUAAUAAAUAUUAAUUACAUAAUGUAAAUGACACAGUGAAAAUUAUAGGUUACAAGUUUUACAUUCAACAAUUUAACACUUGCAGAUUUGUCAAAUUUCUCUCAAGUAUUAAUCUGAAAAAGAAGAAUACUAUUAAUUUUUAUCCAUUUUGUUUGUCUGUUACAGAUGGUGUUGAAGAUCUAAUCAUUUAUUGCUUUUUUUCAGUGUUCACCCAAACAUAGAUUCAAGUUUUCGACUUGAAGUUUGAGUGUUUUCAUUUAUAAUUAUAAAAUAUUAAAAAUCACCUUUUUGCUUUUCAGAUGAAUCUCCCAAGAGCAGCCUUGUUGGCACACGGUCAAGCCCGAGCCAUUCCGCUUCCGCCUUUAACACAAACAUACCAAAAAAUUAUGUAUUGCGUUUUAACCUCAAGUUUUAUUUAAUUGUAAAUACGUGAAAUAUGUUUGAAAUCAUAAUUGACGUGACUGUGAUAUCUUUCUACCUGAUAGUUAAUGUAUUAUUAAAAUGUAAUGGAUUAACAUAUGUAUCGUUUUAUUUUUAGCUAAUAUUACCCUCAUAAAUAAAGGU